AUGAUCGAGACGAUCGAGACCGUCGUAACACCGGCAGCCAUUCAAUCGCAAUUCCCGACUCUCAUCAACCUCGACGCCGAAGAGAUGGCUGCACUGGAGAAGCGCCUCAUAAAGCGACUCGACUGGCGUCUACUCCCAACCAUAACCAUCAUGUUCUUAAUGAACUACCUCGAUCGCAUAAAUGUCUCAAAUGCUCGACUCGCUGGCCUUCAAGAUGAUCUUGGAAUGACAGAUACUGUGUGGAACGCUGGUAUCUCAACAUUCUACGUGGGUUACUUGGUUGGACAACUUCCCGGAAACUUGUGGCUCGCCAAAGUGCGGCCGAGUAUCCUCCUGCCAUCCAUGAUGAUCGCGUGGUCCAUCUGUACUAUCUGCAUGCCUGCAGUCACGAACGGCGCUGGUUUCUGUCUCAUUCGCUUCUGCACUGGAUUGGCCGAAGCUCCAUUCUUCCCUGGCAUCACUCUCAUGACCUCCUCAUGGUACAACAAGCACGAGAGUCCAAUGAGGAUGGCCGUUUGGCACGCAGGCAAUACCAUCUCUAACAUUAUCUCCGGUUUCCUGGCAGCUGGCAUCCUAUACAAAAUGGGCGACGUGGCAGGCGUACACAGCUGGCAGUGGUUCUUUAUCAUCGAAGGUGGAGUCAGCAUCUUGGUCGCAAUCGUCGCUUUCUUCCUCCUUCCUGACUGGCCGGAGAACACUCGAUGGCUGAAGCAGGAUGAGAGCGAGAUGGCCCAAUACCGAUCCCUCAUGUCAAACGGUGGCAAGCGCGAAGAAGUCGGAGGUACCUGGGACGGUUUGAAAGAAGCUGUCAAGGACCCCUUCACAUGGAUGUUCUGCGCCAUGCACUUCUCUCUGAUCAACGCCCAAAGCUUCAAGGAUUUCUUCCCAUCGAUCGUCAAGACGUUUGGCUUCGGCGAGCUUGAGACCUACCUCGUCCAGGCACCUCCAUAUGCCAUCGCCUACCUCGUUGCAUGCUUGGCCGCCUACUCCUCCGGCAGAUUCCAGGAAUCGACAUAUCACAUCGUCGUGCCUAUCGCCUUCUCGGCAAUUGGAUGCUCGAUCCUGAUCUCCACUCUCAACGUCGGCGCCCGUUAUUUUGGCGUCAUCUUAUUGGUUUCCGGAACUUACAGUGGUCUCAACUUGCAACUUUCCUGGGAGACAACACUCGUGCCAGCCCCACGAUCCAAGAAAGCCGCGCUUGUUGCGAUUGCGAACUGUGUAUCGCAGUGUUCGCAUUGGUUUUCACCCCAUUUCUUUCCCACGAGCCAGGAGCCCUUCUACCGCCUCGGGGGCGGGUUAAUACUUUUCGGCUGUCUCAGCACGGCAGGACUGUGCUGGCUGAUCAAGUGGUGGGCAAACAGACUGAACAAGAAGCUGGAUCAGGCGGAAGGGUGGACCGAACAUACUGGUGCUGAGCGAGGCUGGAGAUAUUCAACUUGA
Molecule: messenger RNA, 1440 nt
Organism: Zymoseptoria tritici IPO323
Lineage: Eukaryota; Fungi; Ascomycota; Dothideomycetes; Mycosphaerellales; Mycosphaerellaceae
Exons: 5
Coding region: 1-1440 (479 amino acids)
Biological process (GO): transmembrane transport
Cellular component (GO): membrane
Molecular function (GO): transmembrane transporter activity
Source: RefSeq, a predicted model, not a curated record